AUGACGUCCAUUCCCUCUGGCCGUCUCAACCCCUCAGCGCAGAACGGCUUCAGCAAUGCCGCCCUGUAUGACAAGCAUCGCCCUUCGUUCCCCGCCCACAGCGUUUCUGUCCUGCUCGACGGCGUGCGCGUCAAAGACAGUCCUCAAGCCACAGUAGUGGAUCUUGCGGCGGGCACCGGCAAGUUCACUGAGCUCUUGGCCGCCAGAGAUGAGGGGUACAAGAUCAUCGCGAUUGAGCCGCACGCCGACAUGCGCAAGGUGUUAGAAGACAAGCACCUCAAAGGCGUCAGCGUCCAGGAUGGUCUCUCUACCGAUAUGAAGUUCUUGAAGGAUGAGAGUGUCGAUGCUGUUAUAGCUGCCCAGGCAUUCCACUGGUUCGCCAACAUCGAAUCUCUGGAAGAGAUCAAUCGUGUACUACAGCCUCACGGCGUCUUCGGCAUGAUUUGGAACAUCGAAGAUUACAAUGCACCAAAAUCCCAUGCCGCAACCACCACCUGGGAGCAAAAGCUCCAGGACAUGAUCCUUUCUUUCGACGACAACCAGCCUCGUUUCCGCCACGAAACUUGGCGUUCAGUCUUUGACUCCCAGUUGUCUUCUAACCCCCUGUCAAUCACCUCAUCUGCUGAGCCUCUUUUCGCGCUGCCUCUUGCUGAGAAUACGGAGAAGUGGAGUGUUUGGUUGAGCGAGGAGGCGCUUUGGGAUAGACUUAGUACAUUGAGCCAGAUUGCUGUGUUGGAGGGUGAGGAGAGGCAGAAGGUGAGGAAGGUACUUGAGGAUGCACUGAAGGAAGAUGAUGUGCAGAGAAAUGAGAAGGGGGAGGUAGAGUUGCACGGUAUGACUGUCGCAGCAUGGACGACCAAGAUCCCGCAGAAGGGCGCCGAGAGUCUGUUGACUACAGUCAAGGAUGCUCUGGCUGGCAGAACUUGA
This is a messenger RNA of Aureobasidium melanogenum CBS 110374, 927 nucleotides long. Its product is annotated as putative 2-heptaprenyl-1,4-naphthoquinone methyltransferase. NCBI's taxonomy places the organism in Eukaryota, Fungi, Ascomycota, Dothideomycetes, Dothideales, Saccotheciaceae. Gene Ontology annotation, molecular function: S-adenosylmethionine-dependent methyltransferase activity. The coding region runs from base 1 to 927 and encodes 308 amino acids. The transcript is spliced from 3 exons. The record is from RefSeq and is a predicted model, not a curated record.